AUGCCGCUGCUGGUGAUGCUCGGUGCCUAUGCCAAGAUCCUGCUGGUGGUGAGGAAGAGAGCUGCCUCCAUCAGGGACGCUGGCAGGAAGCCGAGCAUCCAAGCAGAUCCCAGCUCCGGUGGGGGAGGAGGAGGAGGGGGAGGCGGAGGCGACCAGAAGCGACUCGUGGCGGGGGCGGCGGCGACACAACCGAAGGACGACAAGCAGGAGCAGAAAUUGAAACGGGAGAUGAAGGCUGUGUACACGCUACUCAACAUUGUGGUGAUCUUCCUCCUGUGCUGGGUGCCCUUCUACAUCCUCUUCGUGCUGAGUGCCUGGUUCCCGACCCUCUUCCCCCCCUGGUACGUCACGUUCAGUUACUGGAUGGCUUACAUCAACUCUGCCGUCAACCCGAUCCUCUACCCGCUGUCCUCGCCGGAGUUCCGUCAGGCCUACAAGAAGGUGAUCCUCGCCAUGAUCGGCCGAGCUUAGGGUGUUGAUGCUGCUACCGUCUACAAGUACCCAUGCCUCCUCCAACACCACCAUGCCACCGCCACCAGUACGCCAUUGCCAUAACCCAUACUAGUAAACCAGGUGUUGAUGUCGCCACCGUCUAUUCUCUGCCUCUACUACCGCCAUAAACACUACCACUGUCAUAACAAACAGAUGUCACUGCUGUCCACUCCUGCCACAUCCACCACCACGACAGUACCAUAACUACUACUAUUACUACUACACUAAAACGACCUCUCACUACCACCACCCUCCCUGCUACCACUAACGAAGUAACCAGAACGAUGAUACGGUCGACCGCCACCAUAACAACUCGUUUACCAAAACGAGUACCAUACAUCACCCUAACUAUUACUACUACAACUACUACAGACCAUGAUUGAUAACAUGUAAUAAGGACAAUGAGCGCGCCACCCACCACAACCACAACACAACCACUAUAAUAUAAUCUCCAAAACAAUGCCUACAACUACUAUUACCUUCGUUGUUACUACUACUACUGACCACCAUUAAUAACGAGGUAUAUAACAAGGACGAUGAGCGUUAAUCACCACCACCACCACCACCACUUGGAACUACUGUGGUUGUUGCUAAGUUCGUUACAUCUUCAAUACCAAGCAAACCUAACCUACACUUCACCUACACCACUACCUCCAGCAGCACCACCACCACCACCACCACGUCCCGCCAUCUGAAGACCACUUAUGUACACCACACUAAUAAGCGCCCACACCCACUACCCGUGCUCUCCACCAGUCUGCCUCCUCCCCACCACCACCGCAAACAGCACCGCCUUUGCUAACACACGCCCACACUAUCACCACAACCUCUACCCGUUUCUCCUCCACUUCACUCACCACUGUAUC
Molecule: messenger RNA, 1358 nt
Organism: Scylla paramamosain (green mud crab)
Lineage: Eukaryota; Metazoa; Arthropoda; Malacostraca; Decapoda; Portunidae
Product: alpha-1A adrenergic receptor-like
Exons: 3
Coding region: 1-471 (156 amino acids)
Biological process (GO): adenylate cyclase-activating adrenergic receptor signaling pathway
Cellular component (GO): plasma membrane
Molecular function (GO): G protein-coupled receptor activity
Source: RefSeq, a predicted model, not a curated record